AUGUUGGACACCUUCGUCCCUUCCCUACAGGACCUGGGCAGGAAUGUGUUGCCCACGCUGCCCUUGCUGAGCCAGGACGAGGUCUCUAAUAUUUGGGAGCAUGUAUCAGAAUUUGUGGAACGACAGCUAUCCCUACACAAGGGGGUUCAGAUUCCAGGACUUGGAACUUUUACCUUCAUGAGGCAAAAACUUGAGGUGGGAAACAACAAGUUUAUUCUGUUUCAGAGGCCCGUAUUUAUCAUGGCGGAGAAGUUAGUACAGCUGCACAGACUCAAACAAAACAAAGUGUAUACUCCUGGUGAUAUCCCAAUUGUUCCACUUAAUUUUGCGAUGAUAUCCCUGCAGGGUUCAUUUAACAGGGAUACAGUGGAAGGAUGUGUGAAGGAGACGUUGCUUUUUUUAUCACGAUCCAUUUCCAUCAAACAAAGUGUGGAGUUUACAUUCAAAGGAAUCGGGGUCCUCGUGAUCAGAGACGGCAGGGUGAAGAUGAGAUUUUUGAAGGACUUCCUUUUUAAAAUGGAUGGAAGUGGUGCUCUGGCAAAAGCACUAGCAAAUAGGCCUGGCACAGUGGACUCGGUGUUAUCGAGCAGAGAGAACUUCAAGGGACAGACUAGCAAUGUGCUUGCAUUUCCGAGGAUUGAGCUUAAGGAGAUGGAGAACAAACCACCUAUGGAGACCAUUGUAGAAGAAGGUGGAAAGAAUGAGCCAAGAAAGUGCGAGUUAAAAGACGGGAGAGACAAAGGAGGUGUCAGAGAGAUCUUAUCACCCAAGAAACUUACAGAUAGAAAAGCUGUCUCCUCUGACGAAGUGAAAGGCAUCAACUUGCCAAAUAAGUUCGAGCAGAGUGGGAGACAGGAGAAGAAUAGGACCCCUGAAAGCGUUUCAUUUUCAAGGUGUCUGAAAAAUGGCAAUGAAAUGAAACCUAAAAUUUCUCCAGCCACCGCUUGCCAGGAUCAUAAUAGGGCAGGACAGGAGAUGUGUUACGUAUGUUUGCAACGAGCACAACGAAAUUCCCCAUUGUACUACAGUGAGGAGAGAAAGAGGAGAGAGGAGGAAGAUGAGCGACUCCUACAGCAGUAUCAGAUGUUGAAAGACCAAGAGACUUUUGUCAAACACCAGUUGAGAAGUCUGGCUACUAGAGAACAGAAUCAAAAAAAUGCUGCCUAUAAUCUUGGAGUUGCUGAAGCUGUGAGGAUCCAGAAGAAUGAGAAACCUGAAUUUUACAAAUCCUUCCUAUUUGAUAAACGGCCAUUUAGUCCUGAGAUUAAGGCUUUAAAGCAAGAGAAAUAUUUCCAAAGUCUCCUGAAACAAAUGGAUAAUAGACGGGAAAAGGAAAUACAACAAAGAGAAAACAAAGAGUUGAUGGAACGCCUAGAACAAGUGCAACUCACAGAGGAACUUGCUGCACAAAGAGCCAAGUAUAUACAAGAUAAGAUGGAAGAAACAGAGUGUUACAAGAGAGCUUUGAGUGCACAGAUAAAGAACAAAUUCCCCCAGCUGCCCAUCUAUGAGCCAGACUCUUCUGAGCCCAUCUUUGGUAGGGAUGACGAUGAGCUGGAGGUGGUAGAAAAGCGGGAGCGGGAGCAGCAUUACAUGAAGCACCAGCUGGAGGCAGCUGCUUGCCGCAAGAGGAAGGCCAUCCUCAGCCAACUGGUGGACCAAAAGCGGGACCUGCAGAUGCUUCAGAAGACGAAAAAAGAGCACCUGGCAGACAGAAAUGCAGAGAUGGAGCGAGUGAACAGAAUGAACCAAAACUUGCAGGAGGACUGGGAGCGGAGUGCUGAAAUGAAGAGGCAGCGGGACCUGGAGGAGAAGGCUUUCGAGCGGGCCUCAGACAAGCUCUUCCUCCUGGACCAGUGUGAGAGGUAUCCGCGCUGCAGGCAGUGCCAGCGCUGCACCUCCAACGUGGGCAACAGCAACCUGUGGCUGCUGAACAAGCACCUGCGUGGCUCCCGGUUGUUUGUGUAA
Molecule: messenger RNA, 1968 nt
Organism: Pteronotus mesoamericanus
Lineage: Eukaryota; Metazoa; Chordata; Mammalia; Chiroptera; Mormoopidae
Gene: CCDC81
Product: coiled-coil domain containing 81
Exons: 15
Coding region: 1-1968 (655 amino acids)
Cellular component (GO): centrosome
Source: RefSeq, a predicted model, not a curated record